Molecule: messenger RNA, 4336 nt
Organism: Monopterus albus (swamp eel)
Lineage: Eukaryota; Metazoa; Chordata; Actinopteri; Synbranchiformes; Synbranchidae
Gene: thrb
Product: thyroid hormone receptor beta
Exons: 11
Coding region: 1939-3186 (415 amino acids)
Biological process (GO): thyroid hormone receptor signaling pathway; cell differentiation; positive regulation of transcription by RNA polymerase II
Cellular component (GO): RNA polymerase II transcription regulator complex
Molecular function (GO): RNA polymerase II cis-regulatory region sequence-specific DNA binding; nuclear receptor activity; zinc ion binding
Source: RefSeq, a predicted model, not a curated record
CUGCAUAUGCUUGUGAACAGCAAUUUGAACUCAUUUGCCCAAUUACAUUCAUGUGGUCUUGAAAGUGCUUUGAUCAGACUUGAACAAACAGACUUGAUGCAAACAGGUUCUGCAUUUUUUUUUUUUAAUCUGCGUGCAUACAUAUAGCUGUGAUGUUUGACAGCAGGGACCGUGUCAGCUACAAAAAAUUAACAGUCAAAUUAAGCUUUGGUGUUAGUUCCUAAUAAUCAAUAAGCAAAUAUGUAUUCUGUGACUCAGAUAUGCACUGACAGGGAAGAAUACAAGGUGGAAGACAACAUUUUGUUCUAACAGUAGCCUCAGUAGCUUCUGAUGUCAUUUAAACAAGAAGACAUCAGGUGCAGGUUACAUUUAUUGAUACCCAGAGGUAGAAUCAAGUGGCAUUCGUCAACAAAAAAAUGACAUACAACAUAUAUUAAUCAUGAAAACACAUUAAAAAUCAUAGAACAUCAAAAAAGCUCUUUAUGGACCAUGCACAACCUUAUUCAAAUACUAAAUGUUCUUGCACAUUCUCUUCAAGCCCUAUAGAGAAACAAGGUUGAUUUGAUCACAGACUCACUCCUGGAAUACUCUGUACUUAGUAAACAUAAAACACAAACAUUUUGAGAUUGCAGCCUUCUGCCUUCAUUUGCAUUUUACUAAUCCACAGCUGCACAUUGAUGUUAUAUAUGUGUUGGUGUUGAAAUGUCUUACAGGGGUAGAUAAUCUGCAGUAGUAGUGUCACGUUAUUAUCAGAAUCUACUCUGUAUCAAAGCAGCCAACCUACUGCUCUUUAGCAAACUUGGAUAACAUCCAAGUUAAACAUAUAAUACACAAAAGCAAAGGUGAACAGACACACAUCAUGUGAUCAGUGCCAUCCACAGUACUGUAUGCAUGACAGGAACGUUCACAAUUCGCUGCCAAAAGACUUUGAAAUCUUCCACUAAUAAUUUACCUGCAAGCUGUCAUCCUGCAAAGAGUUUAGAGCCAGUUCACUACAAACUGCAGUAGGAAUUUGGAGAAGGCAAUAAGUGACAGUUUAAUUAGGUUGCUGGGACAUUGAUGCUUACUGUAUAUUAGGCAAAGUUAAUAGAUUUAUGCUACACCUUUAAGAAAAACACGUCACUUAACAUUAGUUUUUCAUUGCAGAAGAUCAAAAAUGACCUAGUUAUUUACUUACAAGAACAGUAUUGUAGAGCAUUCAGUGUUCCCAACAGACAGUUUAGUGACCCAUUCUUGUGCUUAGCAUUUAAUAAUAAUAAUAAUGAUGAUGAUGAUAAUCUCUGGUUUCGUUGAAGACACUGUGGAUGUAUUAUUACACACAAGUUGAAGCAGUAGCCUACGUUUCCUGUCCUGUACCAGGCCUAUUAUAAAGCAACCAACCGCCAUCGAAGGAAAAAAACCCCAGUGAGUUCGCAAUAAGGGCGAGGCUUAUUUUGUUCGGUUCCUGCCCAUGACUCGGCUCUCUGGGUCCCCGUAGCGAUCGGUGUGAGCGCUGCAAUUGUCAUUUUCGUCCGUGUGUCGUUCUCCAAUGUUUGAUUUAGGCUCCAUGUUGAAGUUUUUUUUGCGUCCGGGGCACAGCUUCUUGUAGCCUCACACGCCGCUAACCCAUCUGACAAACAGCCACAUACAGACACAGACGCGUAGCACUCGCUUGAUUUGCACCAGCGCGGGUCAUUUCAGGAUAAACGCUGGCGCUGGAGUCCCGUUCAAAUAGCCAGCGGAGAUCAACACCGAUUCCAGUGGAGGAGGAAUGCGCAAGCACCGGGACUCCAAAUAAUAUGCGGAUACGAGCUUCGUCUUGUAUAUGCGGUGUUUCUCUCAGGGAGCUCAGGAGCUACUCACUGCUGCCUGGAAUCAGACUUCCCCACUUCCUCUGGUAGGUGCCCAGAUGUCUGAGGAGGCUCUGAGGAUGACGUCUUGGCCUUGAACCCCACCAGUAUGUCAGAGCCAGCAGAAAAAUGCUCCCCCCGCUGGAAAGAUGAUGCCAUUCAAAAUGGGUACAUACCAAGUUACCUGGACAAGGAUGAGCUAUGUGUAGUGUGCGGGGACAAAGCCACAGGCUAUCACUAUCGCUGCAUUACCUGUGAAGGUUGCAAGGGUUUCUUCAGGCGGACAAUCCAGAAGAAUCUCAACCCUAGCUAUGCUUGUAAGUACGAGGCGAAAUGUGUCAUCGACAAAGUGACCAGAAAUCAGUGCCAGGAGUGUCGCUUCAAGAAGUGCAUCGCAGUGGGAAUGGCAACCGACUUGGUGUUGGAUGAUAGCAAGAGGCUGGCCAAGCGGAAGCUAAUCGAGGAGAACCGGGAGCGCCGCCGGAAGGAGGAACUGCAGAAGACUGCAUGGGACCGGCUGGAACCCACCCAGGAGGAGUGGGACCUCAUUCGUAUGGUGACCGAGGCCCAUAUAGCCACGAAUGCCCAGGGCAACCACUGGAAGCAGAAGCGGAAGUUCCUGGUCGAGGAAACUAUGCUUCUUAAUGAAAUAACAUGUAAUUUAUUCUAUACUUCUGACCAGAGUGCCGCGGUGGUGAUGGAAACUAAGCCUGACGAAAUUGGUCAAGCGUCCAUGGAGAGUGCACCUGAAGGAAACAAAGUGGAUAUAGAAGCCUUCAGCCAGUUUACAAAAAUUAUCACCCCUGCCAUAACCCGGGUGGUGGACUUUGCCAAAAAACUGCCUAUGUUUUGUGAGCUGCCUUGUGAAGACCAGAUCAUCUUGCUGAAAGGCUGCUGUAUGGAGAUCAUGUCACUGCGAGCUGCUGUUCGCUAUGAUCCAGAGAGUGAGACCCUCACGCUCAAUGGCGAGAUGGCAGUUACGCGUGGGCAGCUUAAGAAUGGAGGCUUGGGCGUUGUCUCGGAUGCCAUCUUUGACCUCGGCGUGUCACUGGCCGCCUUUAACUUGGAUGACUCUGAGGUGGCUCUUCUACAGGCUGUCAUCCUGCUGUCAUCUGAUCGGCCAGGCCUGAGUUGUGUGGAGCGUAUUGAACGCUGCCAGGAAGAAUUUCUGCUUGCAUUCGAACAUUAUAUCAACUACCGCAAACACAAAUUGGCACAUUUCUGGCCCAAGCUGCUAAUGAAGGUGACAGACCUGCGAAUGAUCGGUGCUUGCCACGCCAGCCGAUUCCUUCACAUGAAAGUGGAGUGUCCCACUGAGCUAUUCCCUCCUCUCUUCCUGGAGGUCUUUGAGGACUGACCAAUGGAUUUUAGGAUGUGUGUGUCUGUGUGUCUGUGUCUGUGUGUGUGUGUGCAUCCGUCAGCGCCUGGGCACCCUGUUGGUCUCAGUGGUGGAACCAGCAGAAGGCCCGUCACAACAGACUUUCUUUUGGCACUACUGAGUGUCAGUUCAUUCCAUAAGGAGUAGCCCUCUGGUCUAGUUUUGGAUGGAACCAUUCCUUGCAGUGCGGGUACAUGUGAAUAUCAUUUUGUUAUUUUUGUUGUUUUUAUUGUUGUAGAUAUAAACUUUCACCUCGGAUUAUAGUAUAGGUGUGUGUGUGUGUUUGUGUGUGUGUGUGUGUGUGUGUGUGUGUUGAUGAUUGUACAUUUGGCAUAAGGGUGAUUUUAUCAAGACUCAUUCAUUAGAAAUCAUGCAAAUGUUGUAUUUUCCUUCCUUCCUUAUGUUGAAAACUCAAAAUAGCUGCUGAGUUGACACAAAUCAAGACAUGAUUAACAUUUUGUUAGCCUUUUCCCAACCUGCUUGGCAUUGUUUGACCCAUUUGUUGUUUAAUAUGUUUACUGCCACAUAGUUUGUAAUCCGUCAGGUGAGUAUCAGCUCAGUGCCUCACCAUCAUACUGUGAUUUGGCCAGCAACACUCAGUCUGAUGGACAACAGCUCACAGGCCUUUUUAGGUCUCUGGGUAGCCAGACGCCACAGUGUUAAGAGCGUCAUCAUACUGUAUUCCAGAGAUGUCGGAAUUUUGUGACAGAACAGUAACUUGAGGCAGAAGUAAAAAAAAAAAAAACCUGGACAAGAUUUUGCUAAACCUUUAUGAGAUUCCGUUAUAUACAUGGCAACUACUCUGUUAACACUACACGACAACACAAAACGUGUUUUUAAUCCUCAAAACACAGCUUUUGGUAAAGCUUGAGCACAUUACUUUCCUUUGUGGUACUUAGUUAAAGUGUAACUUGCAGUUUAGUAACCCAAGAGAAUCGAUGUUUAGGAAAAUAAUAACAUAUACGGUAUAUAAAUGCAAACCACAGCAGCAUUUGGACAAAUUGGUCACGACGUCACAAAAAGGAGAGCAGUCAAGCUACAUGACAUUUAACAAUUGAAAAUAUACUGUAGAUCACUGUACUGUAUUUUUUACAGUGAAGCAGUUGACAACCAUAGGUGUAGUGCUGCC